UUGUUGGUCAAUCCCACUCCGCAACUCAAUCUAACGGCUCAUUCGCAAAGUACCGCAACAUCUCAUAGCAGUUCCCAGCCACCUAAAACCGCUCAAAGCAAAAAUCUCACUCGAGCACACACAGAGAAAAGAGGAUGGAGAAGGAGAGAGAGCAGCAGGUUUACUUGGCUAGGCUUGCAGAGCAAGCCGAGAGAUACGAUGAGAUGGUUGAAGCAAUGAAGAAAGUUGCUAGGUUGGAUGUAGAAUUGACAGUGGAGGAGAGGAAUCUGGUUUCUGUUGGGUACAAAAAUGUCAUUGGAGCAAGAAGGGCAUCUUGGCGGAUAUUGUCUUCCAUUGAACAAAAGGAGGAGGCGAAGGGGAAUGAACAAAAUGUGAAGAGGAUAAAGGAGUAUCGGCAAAGGGUUGAAGAUGAGCUUGCAAAGAUCUGCAAUGACAUAUUAUCUGUGAUUGAUCAACAUCUUCUUCCCUCCUCCACCUCAGGGGAAUCAACUGUUUUUUACUAUAAGAUGAAAGGAGACUAUUAUCGUUAUUUGGCUGAGUUUAAAGCUGGUGACGAUCGUAAAGACGCUGCGGAUCAGUCCCUUAAGGCUUAUGAGGCUGCCACCUCUACUGCAUCCUCGGACCUACCCCCUACACAUCCAAUCAGACUUGGCCUGGCUCUGAACUUUUCUGUUUUCUAUUAUGAGAUUUUGAACUCCUCUGAAAGGGCCUGCCACCUGGCCAAACAAGCAUUUGAUGAAGCAAUAGCGGAACUUGAUAGCCUCAAUGAAGAAUCCUACAAGGACAGCACCCUUAUCAUGCAGCUUCUGAGGGAUAAUCUCACUUUGUGGACCUCAGAUCUGCCAGAGGAGGGAGGCGAGCAAGCUAAAGGUGAUGAACCUCAAGCUGAGAAGUAGUUGGGAUAGAAGAUAUUGAUUUUUUCAGACUGGGUUCAUUGGAGAGGAAAAGACGAGCUAGAGUGACCAUUUGUCUCGUGUGUAUUUGCUCUGAGCAGAUGCUUCCAGACUAUGGUUGUCUUCUUUGCUUUUAGAACAUAAUUGAACUUGCUACUUGCAUAUUUGUGGUAUACUUUUUAAAUCCAUAGCUUUAACGACUUGUUAGGUCGGUCCCUUCCUGUAUGCCUAUCUACUUUCUGUUUUAAGUAUGCCAUUUUCACUUAAAUUUUUUCUUUCA
This is a messenger RNA of Hevea brasiliensis (rubber tree), 1173 nucleotides long. Its product is annotated as 14-3-3 protein 7. Bases 135 to 896 code for a protein of 253 amino acids. Gene Ontology annotation, cellular component: cytoplasm. The transcript is spliced from 7 exons. The record is from RefSeq and is a predicted model, not a curated record. Gene Ontology annotation, biological process: signal transduction. NCBI's taxonomy places the organism in Eukaryota, Viridiplantae, Streptophyta, Magnoliopsida, Malpighiales, Euphorbiaceae.